UCCCAAGUUGAUGUAGCACUCCCUCCCACAACUCUGACAUGUAUAUAAACUCUGAGCUCUCCAAAGCCCACUGCCAGAUCUCUUCGUGACUAACUGCAAGGGAGAGAGCAAGAUGAUUCCUUUCUUACCAGUAUUUUCUCUAGUAUUGCUUGUGGUUGUUAACCCUGCAAAUGCCAAUGGUCAUUACGACAAGAUCUUGGCUCAUAGCCGUAUCAGAGGCCGAGACCAGGGCCCAAAUGUCUGUGCCCUUCAGCAGAUUUUGGGCACCAAAAAGAAAUACUUCAGCACUUGCAGGAACUGGUAUCAAGGUGCCAUCUGUGGAAAGAAAACGACUGUGUUAUAUGAAUGUUGCCCUGGAUAUAUGAGAAUGGAAGGAAUGAAAGGCUGUCCAGCAGUCAUGCCUAUUGACCAUGUUUAUGGCACACUGGGCAUUGUGGGAGCGACCACAACACAGCACUAUUCUGAUGUCUCCAAACUGAGGGAUGAGAUUGAAGGAAAAGGAUCAUUCACCUAUUUCGCACCGAGUAAUGAGGCUUGGGACAACUUGGAUUCUGAUAUACGUAGAGGUUUGGAGAACAAUGUGAAUGUUGAGUUAUUGAAUGCUUUACACAGCCACAUGGUUAAUAAGAGAAUGUUAACCAAGGACUUAAAAAAUGGCAUGAUUGUUCCUUCAAUGUAUAAUAAUCUGGGACUUUUCAUUAACCACUAUCCUAAUGGGGUUGUCACUGUUAACUGUGCUCGAAUCAUCCAUGGGAAUCAGAUUGCAACAAAUGGUGUUGUGCAUGUUAUUGACCGUGUCCUUACACAAAUUGGCACCUCGAUUCAAGACUACAUUGAAGCAGAAGAUGACCUCUCAUCUUUCAGGACAGCUGCUUUCACAUCAGACAUACUGGAGAACCUUGGAAGAGAUGGUCACUUCACACUCUUUGCUCCUACCAAUGAGGCUUUUGAAAAACUUCCAAGAGGUGUCCUAGAAAGGAUUAUGGGAGAUAAAGUGGCUUCUGAAGCACUCAUGAAGUACCACAUUUUAAAUACUCUUCAGUGUUCUGAGGCUAUCAUGGGAGGAGCAGUCUUUGAAACCUUGGAAGGAAGCACAAUUGAGAUAGGAUGUGAUGGGGACAGCAUAACAGUCAAUGGAAUAAAAAUGGUGAACAAAAAAGACAUUGUGACCAAUAAUGGUGUCAUCCACCUGAUUGAUCAGGUCCUAGUUCCUGAUUCUGCCAAACAAGUUAUUGAGCUGGCUGGAAAUCAGCAAACCACUUUCAAAGACCUUGUGGCCCAAUUAGGCUUGGCAUCUGCUCUGAGGCCAGAUGGAGAAUAUACUUUGCUGGCACCCAUGAAUAAUGCAUUUUCUGAUGACACACUGAGCAUGGACCAGCGCCUUCUAAAAUUAAUUCUACAGAAUCACAUCUUGAAAGUAAAAGUUAGUCUUAAUGAGCUUUACAAUGGACAAAGACUUGAGACCAUUGGAGGCAAACAGCUCAGAGUCUUUGUGUAUCGCACAGCUGUCUGCAUUGAAAAUUCAUGUAUGGUGAGAGGAAGCAAGCAAGGAAGAAAUGGUGCCAUUCACAUAUUCCGAGAGAUCAUCAAGCCAGCAGAGAAAUCUCUCCAUGAAAAAUUAAAACAGGAUAAGCGCUUUAGCAUCUUCCUCAGCCUACUUGAAGCUGCAGACUUGAAAGAGCUCCUGACACAUCCUGGAGAUUGGACAUUAUUUGUGCCAACCAAUGAUGCCUUUAAGGGAAUGACUAACCAAGAAAAGGAAAUUCUGAUCCGAGACAAAAAUGCACUUCAAAACAUCAUCCUUUAUCACCUGACACCAGGAGUUUUCAUUGGAAAGGGAUUUGAACCUGGUGUUACCAACAUUCUAAAGACCACACAAGGAAGCAAAAUCUACCUGAAAGGAGUAAAUGACACACUUUUGGUGAAUGAAUUGAAAUCAAAAGAAUCUGACAUCAUGACAACAAAUGGUGUUAUUCAUGUUGUUGAUAAACUCCUCUACCCAGCAGACACACCUGUUGGAAAUUAUCAGUUGCUGGAAAUACUUAAUAAGCUGAUCAAAUACAUCCAAAUUAAGUUUGUUCGUGAUAGCACCUUCAAAGAAAUACCUAUGACUGUCUACAAGCCAAUUAUUAAGAAAUACACAAAAAUCAUUGAUGGAGUACCUGUGGAAAUAACUGAAAAAGAGACAAGGGAAGAGCGAAUCAUUACAGGACCUGAAAUAAAAUACACUAGAAUCACUGCUGCUGGUGGUGGAGAAACAGAAGAAACUCUGAAGAAACUAUUUCAAGAAGAGGUCACCAAGGUCACCAAAUUCAUUGAAGGUGGUGAUGGUCAUUUAUAUGAAGAUGAAGAAAUUAAAAGACUGCUUCAGGGAGACACACCUGUGAGGAAGAUGGAAGUCAACAAGAGAGUGCAAGGAUCUAGAAGGCGUUCAAGGGAAGGUCGUUCUCAAUGAAAAUACAGAAACCAAGCAACAAAGUUUAUAAAACCCAUAAAUUAGCAAUCUGUCUGAAGGGAAAAUUAUGAAAUCUACUUUGACUUCUGGAAAUGAACCAUCAGCAC
Condylura cristata (star-nosed mole) is the source of this 2562-nucleotide messenger RNA. RefSeq names its product periostin, osteoblast specific factor (gene POSTN). The coding region runs from base 113 to 2455 and encodes 780 amino acids. NCBI's taxonomy places the organism in Eukaryota, Metazoa, Chordata, Mammalia, Eulipotyphla, Talpidae. Gene Ontology annotation, molecular function: protein binding. The transcript is spliced from 21 exons. The record is from RefSeq and is a predicted model, not a curated record.